Molecule: messenger RNA, 3336 nt
Organism: Chelmon rostratus (copperband butterflyfish)
Lineage: Eukaryota; Metazoa; Chordata; Actinopteri; Chaetodontiformes; Chaetodontidae
Gene: smarcal1
Product: SWI/SNF related, matrix associated, actin dependent regulator of chromatin, subfamily a-like 1
Exons: 17
Coding region: 397-3150 (917 amino acids)
Biological process (GO): DNA repair; replication fork processing
Cellular component (GO): nuclear replication fork
Molecular function (GO): ATP binding; ATP-dependent chromatin remodeler activity
Source: RefSeq, a predicted model, not a curated record
ACAAAUUGUGAACUAACGUUAGAUGUUUCGUCCUGCGUCGUUCGUACUAAUCUUACAGUGUUUCCCCUCUUUAGAUCAGCCUAUUGGUAAUCUACUCUUCCACGAAUGAAUGCUGACAUAUGUCUAACACCACUGUGGCUGCAUUUUGUCGUUUAACUGUUGCCGCCCACGCUAGCAACGUUAGCUGCUACCGUUAGCAGGGGAUGCUGAAGCGCAAGUUUCCAAACCUUUAAGAUAGCGGUCAUAACUGUAUUGAUAGUCCAGAUGGGUUUACUUUGAUCACUUGUUUGUAGGUAACUAGAUGUUUUGGCUAGCCCGGAGUGUGACCGAUUAUCAUCUGAAUUUGUAAAUGACCAAAGUAACGAGCUAGCGCUAGUUGCAACAAAGUUCAUCGUCAUGUCUAAUCAGCUGACUGCAGAGCAACAGCGGAAGAUUGAGGAAAACAGACGGAGGGCUUUGGAGAGAAGAGCCCAAAGACUUGGACAGACUACCAGCAGCAAUAAGCAGACCUCUGUAGGCUUCAGCGGUAGUUCAGUGCAGUUACAGCCCUCGAAACAGAACGGUAACUCAGAUCCUGCUACCCUCUCUCAUCACAGAGAGACACCCAGCUCAUCUUUUGCACCUAAACGGUUUGUUCCACCCAUCACAAAAGACUCCCAGAGCUUCUGUGACCAAAACCAAGGCCCAAAGCAUCAGCAUUUAUCUGGCACUGGCAACCAAAUCAUCCAGGGUAAUCCGUGUGCCUCUGCUUCUUCGAGACAGAUGCAACUCAUCGACCCGCUUCCUCAGACAAGGAAUCAACACGUGAGCAGCCCCGUCUUGACUAGCGCAGGAAGCUUUGGUGUGAAGCCUGCUCAUCCCAAACCUAACCUCACCUCCACCAGCUCAGGUGGUGCAGUUGGCUUUUUCUACAAGCAAACUAAUAAACCUGCACAAAGUCCUGUGGCACAGCUUCCCUCAAACUCAUCAACUCUGAGUGUUGUACCUGCAAAAAAGCCUGCCAUCUCUGUAAGAGGAAAAUGUGUACCUCAUACAGAGGACCGCUUCAGAGUAGAAGUGGGCUACCAUGCAGGGCUUAUUGCAGUUUUCAAAUCCAUCCCUUCAAAGAACUAUGACCCUGCCACAAAGAUGUGGAACUUCAGUCUGGAGGACUAUCAACAUCUAAUGGAGGAAGCAGCUGCUAUCGCCUCCGUGUCUUUGAGGCCUUUGCCGGGAAUGGACGCAGUGGAUGUUGCGGCGGCCACCAGUCGAGCUCGUGACGGCGCAGCACUGGGAGCGCUACUGAAGCUGUGUAACGACUGGCACAAGCCUGGAGCCAUUGUGCAGGGCCAGUGCAUCCUGGUCUCUCAGACAAAGUUUGAGGUUGACGUCGGGUAUAAUGUCGACGUCAUUGCGGCGUUCAAGCAAAUGCCAACGAAGAACUAUGACAUGAAAACAAGAAAGUGGAGCUUUUCACUUGAGGAUUACAAGAGACUCAUGGAUCUCCUCAGUGGGAUAGCAGCAGUGGAGGUGGAGCCUCUGCCCAGGGCAAUAGUCCAGGCUUUCUCUGCCAGGUUUGACGGGACUGAAGCCAGGUCUUUAGACGUCCCUGAGGCAGACCUCUCCAGCAUCGACCCCUCGCUCACCCACAGUCUCAUGCCCUUCCAGAGGGAGGGAGUCAAUUUUGCAGUGUCUAAACAAGGCCGCCUCCUCCUGGCUGAUGACAUGGGCCUGGGGAAGACUGUGCAGGCCAUCUGUAUAGCAGCCUACUACAGGACUGAGUGGCCCUUGCUGGUGGUGGCUCCCUCCUCUGUGCGAUUCACCUGGGCUGAGGCCCUCAGACGCUGGCUCCCCUCCCUGAAUCCUGACAGCAUCAACGUAGUGGUGAAGGCCAAAGACAACCUGCGGUCGGGUUUGGUCAGCAUCAUCAGUUACGACCUCCUGAGCAGGAUGGACCGGCAGCAGCCAGGAAGCCCCUUCAGAGUUCUCAUCAUGGACGAGUCUCACUUUCUGAAGAACAUGAAGACGGCUCGUUGCAAAGCAGCAUUGCCUUUGCUGAAGGCAGCGAAGAGAGUGAUUCUUCUGUCUGGGACCCCUGCCAUGUCCAGACCCUCUGAGCUCUACACCCAGAUCCUGGCAGUCAGACCCACACUCUUCCCUCGCUUCCAUGAGUUUGGGAUGCGCUACUGCGAUGCCAAACAGAUGACAUGGGGGUGGGACUACUCAGGCUCAUCUAACCUCGGUGAGUUGAAGCUGUUGCUGGAGGAAUGUCUGAUGUUGCGCCGCCUCAAGUCCGACGUCCUCUCCCAGCUUCCCGCUAAACAACGCAAGGUCGUCACAGUGACCAUAGAUGGUAUCAACACCCGCACAAAAGCCGCUCUGUCAGCUGCUGCCAAGCAGUUGACCAAGGGGAGUUCCAAUAAAAAGGAAGAGAAGGAAGCCCUCCUCAUCUUUUAUAACCACACAGCUGAAGCCAAGCUGCAAGCCAUUAUGGAGUACAUCACAGACUUGCUGGAGGGUGGGAGGGAGAAGUUUCUAGUGUUUGCCCAUCAUAAGUUAGUCCUGGAUCAUGUUACCAACGAACUGGGAAAAAAGAAUGUCGAUUACAUCCGUAUUGACGGGACCACUCCGUCAGCUGAACGGCAGCAGCUGUGUGAGAAGUUUCAGUACUCCACCAACACCUGCGUGGCUGUACUGUCUAUCACCGCGGCUAAUAUGGGACUCACCCUGCACUCUGCUGACCUGGUGGUCUUUGCUGAACUUUUCUGGAACCCCGGGGUUCUCAUUCAGGCAGAGGAUAGGGUGCACCGUAUUGGACAAACCAGCAAUGUGAACAUUCACUACCUGGUUGCCAAGGGAUCUGCUGAUGAUCACCUGUGGCCAAUGAUCCAGGAAAAAAUGAACAUCUUGGAGCAAGUGGGUCUGUCUGAGUCAAACCUCUCAGACAACGCAGUGAACGCCAGCUUUCACUCCAAGGACCCUAACCAGAGGAGCAUCAUGGAGAUGUUCCAGAGAUCUUUCAAUGCGGAUGACGACAUGGAUGAAGCCAUCUUGCUGGAGGCUGCAAACGAGUGGGAGGACAGCCCACCUGAAAACAGCUCUGGUAAACACCAUGGCAUGGUCGAACAAAGCCCCAGCAAAAGGAGCAUCAAAGACUAUUUCAGCAGAUGACUCAGAAACUUUCCAUGUUGACAUUUCAUAUUAAUGUCACUUUGUUUUGCUCACUGGAACAAGCCCCAGUUUCUAGUUUUUCAGCCUAUCAUGACUGAUAUGAACGUAUUAAUACAUGCUGCAGUUUUUUUAAUCAAUGUAAAAAUAACACCUUUUUUUUUGCGAAAAACAGAAAAUAAAUAAAUG